Molecule: messenger RNA, 1936 nt
Organism: Ooceraea biroi (clonal raider ant)
Lineage: Eukaryota; Metazoa; Arthropoda; Insecta; Hymenoptera; Formicidae
Product: WD repeat-containing protein 46
Biological process (GO): maturation of SSU-rRNA from tricistronic rRNA transcript (SSU-rRNA, 5.8S rRNA, LSU-rRNA)
Cellular component (GO): 90S preribosome; nucleolus; small-subunit processome
Molecular function (GO): protein binding
Source: RefSeq, a predicted model, not a curated record
AAACUAAAAAUCAAGUCAAUUCUUAUUGGUGAUCAUUGGGAAACAAGAUCCGACUGCUAACAAAAAGUUGAUAAUAUAUUUGCAUAUAAAUUAAUGUAAUCCAUUAAAUUAAUAAUGGAGCCAUCAGCGAAUAAAAAUAGAUACCAUGGCACAAAACCAACUAAUAAAAAAUAUCGAGGGAAGGCACCAGUCAAUCCAAAACUAUUGAAGAAAUAUUCCAGAGGUCCUGGAAUUGAUUUGAAGCCAGAAACGAGUGCGAUAAAACACAAGGUACUUAGAGCAAAGCUACGGAAUAAGGAAAAGGCCAUAAAGAAGGCGACGGAAGCUGCUGCCCGAUCGGAGUUCCUACUGACGGAGGAGGAUGGCUACUUGGAAGCUGAAACUGGUGAAGUCACCGUUCAGUAUCGACAGAGGCAAAUUGUGGACAACGUGGAUAUAACGAGCGCGACCAAACAGUUUAAGCUCGAUCUGCAAUUUGGCACGUACUGCUUCCGAUACACGAGAAACGGCAGGCACCUGCUGUUGGGUGGUAAACAGGGCCAUGUGGCGGCUUUCGACUGGGUGACGAAGAAACUGGCCUGCGAGAUGAACGUAAUGGAGUCCGUGCACGAUGUUACAUGGUUACACCUGGAAACCAUGUUCGCGGUUGCGCAAAAGGAUUGGGUUUACGUGUACGAUAAUCAGGGAAUCGAGUUGCAUUGCCUGAAAAGGAUGAACGGCGUGACGAAGCUGGAAUUCUUGCCCUAUCAUUUCUUGCUCGCCAGCGGAUCGAGGGACGGCCAUGUGGCUUGGUUGGACGUGUCUGUGGGCAAGCUCGUCUCCCGUUACAAUUCGAAUCUGGGCAGAAUAUCUGUGAUGACACAAAAUCCAAGCAAUGCGUUGCUGUGCGUGGGCGACUCGAAGGGAGUGGUGUCCAUGUGGUCUCCAAAUUCUGUUAAACCACUAGCGAAGAUGCUUUGUCAUCAUCAGCCGUUGAUGACGUGCACCAUUCAUCCAUACGGGACGUACAUGGCCACCAGUUCCAUCGAUAGGUCCUUGAAGAUAUGGGACAUUAGACAGCUAGCGGGACCAGUGAGCCACGUGAAUCUUCGUUCCCCUGCUCAUCGCAUGUCUUACAGCCAGCGUGGCUUGCUCGCACUCGCAAUGGGCAAUGUAGUAGAAGUUUACAGAGAAACGUCUAGCGAAUUUAAGCCAUAUCUGCGACACAGGACCGCCCGCAAUGUGUGUUGCGUGAGAUUCUGCCCGUACGAAGACGCGCUGGGAAUGUCCACGGCGAAUGAAUUUUCGUCGCUCCUCGUGCCGGGAAGCGCGGAAGCGAAUUACGACGCGCUCGAAGUUAAUCCGUUCAUGACCAAGAGCCAGAGGCGAGAAACGGAAGUGAAAGCGCUUCUGGAAAAGAUACAGCCGGAAUUCAUCACUCUUGAGCCCACGAAUAUAGCUGAGGUCGAUGUGGAUACUUUGAAGGACAAAGUGGAAGCGAAGAAGAAUCUUUUGUAUAUUAAACCGAAAACAAUAGACUUCAAACCCCGACGAACGAAAACCAAGGGAAAAGGUGGCACUGCGAAGAUAAUAAAAACUAAAAGGAUACUGAAAGAACUAAGUCGUCGGGAAAAGAUUCAGGCACAUCGCGAAGAAACACGGCAGGAAGCAACACUAAAAACUGAUGAGGAUCAAAGCAAACAUUAUGGUGUAUUAAACAGAUUCCUUCCGAAGAAAUAGAAUAAGACAAUAUUUUAAUGAAAUUUAACAAAAUACAAAAUAUAGCGUGCAUACUGCACGUGUGAGUUAUCGUAUAUACAUUGUAUAUAUAUUUGUAUGCGUGAGUGCGUGUGUGAGAAAAUGUUUAUGUGUUUCGUAUGUACAUACAUGAUCUUAGAUUGAAAUAUGUAUGGUUUCCUAAAUAAACACUAUACUAAAGUAUAGCAGUUGCCAAAAA